AAACAGUUUUCCGAGAUUUUAUAAACUUCAUGAGUCAUACAUAACUCAUGACCUUCCAUCUACGGGGAUCCGAAAUAACUUGCAAUGUACUUCGUCUAGUUUCCGUUCUCCUCCCGCGACACGCCCGUUUAUUCGAUCAUUUGAUCGCGAAGCGACGACUGAUCUCUUCUCGCCGGAUCCCUCGCGUUCUCUGAAAUCCAUGGCGGAAGAGACCAAACCCUCGCAAAACCCUAAAACCCCUCAGAUGGCGCCGGUUCCAGCGACGGCGAAAGGCGGCGAUCGCGACUUCCUUCUCCAUCUCGAGGCUUACCUCGCCCGCCGGGACGGCGUCGACAAGCUCCUCAAGAUUUCCCGCUACGCCGCCAAGAUCGUCCUCUCCACCUCCCUCCCCUCAAAAGCCCUCGCCCCCCGCCUGAAGGCCUUCGAGUCCAGCGUUGGCCUCAGCCGCAAAGCUUUCCGCCUGGGCAAGUUCGUCCAGGACGUCAACGCCUUCCGAUCCGCCGACGGCUCCCCCUCCUCCGCCGACCUCCUCCUCGCAGCCGUUGCCUACGGCGGCGAGGGCCUCUACUACUUCGUCGAGCAGUUCGUCUGGCUCUCCAAGGCAGGCCUCAUACCGUCGCAGCACUUGCGGCGGCUCCAAAAGAUCAGCGCCUGGGCGGAGCUCGUGGGGUACCUCGGGAGCAUCUCCUUGAAGGCCAAAGAGCUGCGAAAGAUCCGAUUUUUGCUUGAGUCGAAGGUUCGGAGCACGAAAUCAUCGGAGGAUGACGAUGAGAUACAGAAAUUGCGGGUGAAGUUGUUGCUCAAACAACUAUCGCUCGUCCAAGACUUCGCGGAUGGUCUGAUGGCGCUCGGGGAUGUGAGCGAUGGGAAGGGUUUUCUCUCGAAUCCUCUGUUGAUGGCUUCGGCCGGCCUUCUUUCGGCUCUAAUCAGCACUCAUAAGAAUUGGACUUCUUGCUGAGGGGUGAUCAAUGUUCACGUGAAUGCAGGGAUAAAUGAGAAAGGAGACAGUUUUAAGUGGCAAUAGAAGCAAAGAAAUUUAGAAGAUAAAUAAAAAAGGCGGUAGUGAUACUGAAUGGCUCUUUACAGAAUCUUAACAGUUUUAAUGUAGACUUUGAUAUCCGGUGUAAUCCAGCAAAUUGGGUAAUGAUGGCUUUUCUUUUUCUUUUUUAAAAAAAACAAGAAGACUAUUCACUGCAUGGUGCUAUGGCACUGGUAUUAUGCCUCUUUAGUUCAUUAACAUUUCAAUGAUUCUGUCCUUUGAUCCUGUUUGUAUUGCAACUGCCUGUCCCUUCAUAAGAGGAAGCAUUGCAUUAAA
Molecule: messenger RNA, 1315 nt
Organism: Phoenix dactylifera (date palm)
Lineage: Eukaryota; Viridiplantae; Streptophyta; Magnoliopsida; Arecales; Arecaceae
Source: RefSeq, a predicted model, not a curated record